AUGGCGACUUCCAAGAUCGCUCUCGCCAUCUUCGCCGUGGCCAUUUCCAUGGCGGCGGCGGCGACCUCCGCCCAGAACACGCCGCAGGACUUCGUAAACCUCCACAACCGCGCCCGCGCCGCCGACCGCGUCGGCCCGGUGACCUGGGACCCCAAGGUGGCCAGGUUCGCCCAGAGCUACGCGGCGAAGCGCGCGGGGGACUGCCGGCUGCAGCACUCCGGCGGGCCGUACGGGGAGAACAUCUUCUGGGGCUCGGCGGGGCGGGCGUGGAGCGCGGCCGACGCGGUGGCGUCGUGGGUAGGGGAGAAGAAGAACUACCACUACAGCACCAACACGUGCGACCCGGGCAAGGUGUGCGGCCACUACACCCAGGUGGUGUGGCGCAAGUCGGUGCGCAUCGGCUGCGCCCGCGUCGUCUGCGCCGCCAACCGCGGCGUGUUCAUCACCUGCAACUAUGACCCCCCGGGCAACUUCAACGGCGAGCGGCCAUUCCUCACCCUCGACGCCGCGGCGAAGUAGUCGAUCGCACUCGAAAAUGCAUCUUUGCCAAGAGACUUGGAUGGAAAUUUGUACGAGCAUAUAUGUCAGACAUAUGCACGUACUGUACGUGGACACCCGCGGUAGAAUGUUAAUUAGUUAUGUCGCUGCCGCAGUUUCUGUUCGAUGUUUUGUGACUCUGGCUCAACAUUGAUCCAUGGACAAUAAAAAGUGAAUGUGGUUAUAUAUCGUUGUAAGGAGUACUAUGGACAUCUAUAUUUUAUGCCGCGUAAGCCCGAUGUUAGUUUACUUCCACC
This is a messenger RNA of Oryza brachyantha (malo sina), 794 nucleotides long. RefSeq names its product pathogenesis-related protein PRB1-2-like. The record is from RefSeq and is a predicted model, not a curated record. The transcript has a single exon. Gene Ontology annotation, cellular component: extracellular region. Lineage: Eukaryota; Viridiplantae; Streptophyta; Magnoliopsida; Poales; Poaceae. The coding region runs from base 1 to 519 and encodes 172 amino acids.